Molecule: messenger RNA, 1373 nt
Organism: Cornus florida
Lineage: Eukaryota; Viridiplantae; Streptophyta; Magnoliopsida; Cornales; Cornaceae
Product: NAC domain-containing protein 90-like
Exons: 3
Coding region: 211-945 (244 amino acids)
Biological process (GO): regulation of DNA-templated transcription
Molecular function (GO): DNA binding
Source: RefSeq, a predicted model, not a curated record
CCAAACCCUAACCCAACUUUUCUCCUUUCACUCGGCAUCAACCUUCUUGCUCUCUCUCUCACACACACACGCACAAAAACGCACUAUAAAUAUGUGGUUCAUACUAAACUCGAAGACAAUAACAAAACACAACCCCAGAACAAAAAUCAGUAGCUCUUCUUUGUCGUGACCGAGUAAAAAUUCAAAUACAUACUUUGUGUAAGAAGAAGAAUGGAAGAACGCCCACCAGGCUUUCGAUUCUACCCAACUGAAGAAGAACUGAUUUCAUUCUAUCUGCACAACAUGCUCCAAGGGAGGAGAAAUGAAAUCAACAGAGUCAUCCCCGUCAUCGACAUUUACGAACUCGAACCAUGGCAUCUUCCAAAGCUCGCAGGAGAGUCGUGCCGUGGAGAUACAGAGCAGUGGUUUUUCUUUACACCGAGACAAGAGAGGGAGGCCAGAGGAGGCAAGCCUAAUAGAAUUACAGCUACAGGGUACUGGAAGGCCACUGGCUCUCCUAGCCAUGUUUAUUCUUCCGAUAAUCGAGUGAUUGGAGUGAAGAAAACAAUGGUUUUCUACAAAGGGAAAGCUCCUGCGGGAAGAAAAACCAAAUGGAAGAUGAAUGAGUAUAGAGCCAUUGAACAAGAAGCUGCUACUUCAUCUGGCUUUGCUGUUCCAAAGCUAAGGGUUGAGCUGACUUUGUGUCGAGUGUACGUGGUGUCGGGAAGUUUUCGAGCUUUUGAUCGACGUCCAUUAGGGACAGAAAGGAGAGAGACAAUAACCCAAUAUGUGGUCCAUGAAGAAGGGGAUGCGACAUCUUCUCGGGAUAAUCCAACGACUGAGAAAACAAGCUCACUUGAUACUUCAUACUCGGAAGAAGACCAUGUAGAACCCGGAGAGAUAACCAAUUGUGACAUGGUUAAAGAUCAAGAACCUUUAUGGGAGUGGGAACAAUUUUGGCUCUAAUUAGAAACUGUCACAUAUUGCAGUUCAGUCAAAUUUGUAUACAUUUUGUAAAUAAGUAUGAGUAAGCAAGCAUAACCAGAGCUUAUCUCCAGAAUUAGACAAAGUCUUUUUUUUUGGCAAGUAAUUUUUGAGGUGGGACAAGACCAUGUUUAACUAGGGAAAUGUCUGUAUUGCCCGUAGGGCUCUUUCUUGUAAAAGCAAUGAAGGCAUUCGGAGUGUUUGGCCUCAGUGGCUGCUUCAAGCUACAGAUGUUGAACUCUCCAACUUGCAUUUGUAAUCUUCCUUUUAUGUAUCUAUUAAAAAAAAAAAAAAAAUUAAAAAAAAAAAAACAACCUAAACAAGGGAAAUGUCAAACUUGUCGAGAUGUAAAAUUGAUGACUUUUAUAUUGUGAAAUAAUAACAUAAUUUUAUUAAUAUUUGGGAGAAUA